AGGCUGAACCCGUGUGAUAUUUGUCCUCACAAAGCGAAGAGGCCACAACCCAACACGCUGAUAGAACUCUAAAGCAUCUCCAACAGCAGCAGCAAUGGGAAACAAGAACGGAGCUGUGUCCAAGGAGAUCCUGGAGGACCUGAAGCUCAACACCAAGUUCUCAGAGACUGAGAUCGUCCAGUGGUAUGAGAACUUCAAGAAGCAGUGUCCCACGGGCCGCAUCUCAAAAGAGGAGUUUCAGUCCAUCUACGGCAAGUUCUUCCCGGAGAGCGACGCCAACACGUACGCCCAGCACGUCUUCCGCUCCUUCGACACAAACGACGACGGCACGCUGGACUUCAAGGAGUACAUCAUUGCCCUCCACAUGACGUCAACAGGGAAGACCAUCCGGAAGCUGGAGUGGGCCUUCGCUCUGUUCGAUGUCGACAAGAACGGAUACAUCACCAAGUCAGAGGUCACAGAAAUCUGCACAGCGAUUUUCAAGCUGAUUCCAAAAGACGAAGUUCCCAAUUUACCCGACGAUGAAAACACAGCCGAGAAGAGGGCGGACAAACUGUGGGGUUACUUUGAGAAGGGUGAAAAUGACCGAGUCGCAGAGGGCGAGUUCAUCCAGGGAGUAAUGGACAAUGACGAGGCCCUUCGUUUGAUUCAGUAUCAGCCUACAAAAUAACCGCUCUGUCCAGCAGAUUUAUUGCAUACGUCUUCACUUCUGUCUCUUUUUUUCACUUUACCCUCCAUCCUGCAAACGCAAACACACCUGAGAGCACCUUCAGAACAUGGAAGCGCGUUGCAGAUGUGACGAUGACGGCCCAAACGCUCCAGUUCAGAUUUGAUUCAGAGUCUCUUGAGGGCUUUUUUUUAUAGCUUCUUGUUGCAUGUGCAUGAGUGCUGUCUGAGCUUUUUGCUGUGUGUGAAGAAAGUGCUAAAUCCCCCAAGACAUCAGGAUUGCAUCCCAGAUUGCUUGAACACUUCCUCCAAACUUUAUCCAAAAUACCAUCUCGCAUGAGGCCAACGUUAAUAUUCCCUGAUCAGUGUGUGACUGAACUGACUCUUUCACACAUUUACUUAAAUACAAUAAUGCAUUAUUUGCUUUUACUGCUAACUGUAGCUUCUUCAUUGAACCUGCCAUAGACGAGGCACAUUCAGUAUUUCUAAAACCUUCAAUGUUUAGUUUUUAACUUACUAAAAUAAAAUGUGUUUUAGCAUUUCAGUCACACAUUUUGAUAUUUGAUAUGUCAGGUUAGUUUUGUAAAAUUUUUUUCACUGGGUGUCCAAUGCUGGUCUUUACAUAUUCCAUCCUGGGAUUUUUCCUUUUUUAAUCCCUGGCCAGCGUGUAGCUCAUGGUGUUAUUGCAGUAAGUGCAGGAGGUAUCAAUCAUCCUUGUCUUAUUUUGUGUCCCUUAAAGGAUUUAAAACCUUCUCAUGACACAAUCCUACAUGUUUUUGUCCUAGUUAAGUGGUGAAUAUGGAGCUUAGAUUUGUUAAUGUGAAACAACAUGUAAAACAAAGUGUUGAUCUUGGAC
Molecule: messenger RNA, 1522 nt
Organism: Salarias fasciatus (jewelled blenny)
Lineage: Eukaryota; Metazoa; Chordata; Actinopteri; Blenniiformes; Blenniidae
Product: visinin-like
Exons: 3
Coding region: 95-670 (191 amino acids)
Molecular function (GO): calcium ion binding
Source: RefSeq, a predicted model, not a curated record